Molecule: messenger RNA, 1483 nt
Organism: Cebus imitator (Panamanian white-faced capuchin)
Lineage: Eukaryota; Metazoa; Chordata; Mammalia; Primates; Cebidae
Gene: RAB31
Product: RAB31, member RAS oncogene family
Exons: 7
Coding region: 242-829 (195 amino acids)
Molecular function (GO): GTPase activity; GTP binding
Source: RefSeq, a predicted model, not a curated record
CCGUCCGGGGGCGUUCCUGGGAACUGGGGGCCGGCGAGCCUGGACCCGACGCGCCCGGGAGGAGCCGGCCGGCGGACACGUGACCCACCGCGGCGGGGCCGGCGGCCCAGAAAUAGCAGCGGCGGCGGUUCCGCCCGCUGGCAGCGCGAGCGAGGGACCCAGGCGGGAGACGCCGGCGGGGCGCGGGCGCGGUGGCCCCGGAGGAUGCUGCUGAGCCCCGGCCUGGUCCGGCCGCGAGCACAUGAUGGCAAUACGGGAGCUCAAAGUGUGCCUUCUGGGGGACACUGGGGUUGGGAAAUCAAGCAUUGUGUGUCGAUUUGUCCAGGAUCACUUUGACCACAACAUCAGCCCUACUAUUGGGGCAUCUUUUAUGACCAAAACUGUGCCUUGUGGAAAUGAACUUCACAAGUUCCUCAUCUGGGACACUGCUGGUCAGGAACGGUUUCAUUCGUUGGCUCCCAUGUACUAUCGAGGCUCGGCUGCUGCUGUUAUUGUGUAUGAUAUUACGAAGCAGGAUUCAUUUUAUACCUUGAAGAAAUGGGUCAAGGAGCUGAAAGAACAUGGUCCGGAAAACAUUGUAAUGGCCAUCGCUGGAAACAAGUGCGACCUCUCGGAUAUUAGGGAGGUUCCCCUGAAGGAUGCUAAGGAAUAUGCUGAAUCCAUAGGUGCCAUCGUGGUUGAGACAAGUGCAAAAAAUGCUAUUAAUAUUGAAGAGCUCUUUCAAGGAAUCAGCCGUCAGAUCCCACCCUUGGACCCCCAUGAAAAUGGAAACAAUGGAGCAAUCAAAGUUGGGAAGCCACCUACGCAAGCCAGCCGCCGGUGUUGUUGACCCAAGGGCCAUGGUCCAUGGUACUUGAAGAAGCCAGAGCCUAUAUCCCUGUGCGCUGCUGAAGGACCCUACACUCGGUGUCCUGGCACCUCACUUUGAGAAGAAUGAGCACGCUGGCUUUGCAUCCUGGAAGACCUGCAGGGGGUGGGGCAGAAAAUGUCCCUGAAAAAGGACUUUAGAAAACCCUGGAGAAACCCACCACACCACCACAAAAUGGCCUUUAGUGCAUGAAAUGCACAUGGAAGGGAUGUAGUUGCAUUUUUGCUAAAAACCCUUUAAAAAUUCUUGGAUGUAUACAAAAGUCUUACUGCCUUAUUAUGUGUAUGGGAUUCUAAAGUGGAGCUCCACUCGGAUUUCCUGUGCUAUCUAUCUAUCCAAAUUCCAGUAACUUCUUCAGUGUCAUUGCCUUUGUUGCCUAACCAACCUUCGCUGAAAGGCAAAUUUAAUUCAGGAGGUUAGUUUUUAGCUAGCUUUGGAAGUAAGCCUUUAUUUAUUACUUUUCUGAAGGAAAGGGAGAAAUGUCAAUGGACCAUCACUCAGACUGAGACUUCAGCUAUUAUAGAAGCCAGGAAAAGUAUAUUAGAAACCGUUGUCUACACCUCUUUUAAUUGGUGAACAUUUUUCUAAGUUAUGGUCAUAUAUACCCAAACAAAC